Messenger RNA from Entrophospora sp. SA101, 363 nucleotides. The record is from the annotation of a GenBank genome assembly. NCBI's taxonomy places the organism in Eukaryota, Fungi, Glomeromycota, Glomeromycetes, Entrophosporales, Entrophosporaceae.
AUGAAACGUACCACAUUUUUGAAGCAAAUAAAAGAUGGUCCAUUCAUAUAUCGUGAAGAUCUUGGAGGAUUGUGUUCAAUUUGUUGUGAAUUUGGCUAUGAAGUUUUUGAUGAUUUAAAGAAAUUGAUAAGUGUACAUAUAGUAGAUAAAUCAAAUCAGGAUUGUUUAUAUUCUAAAAUAGAUAUCAUUAAAUGGCAUUAUAAACGUGAAUAUGAGCUUGAAUUAGAAAUAAAUAAUGAUGGAACCAUACAGCACAACAAUUGCAUAAAUCAUUGUUUAACCUUUGCUUUUGGAAUAUGUACACAGCCACACACAACAAUAUGUUUAAAAUGUUCACAACUUUAUGAAUUUUUUCAUAACUAG